UCUCACCUUCAGCUGUUGAUUUACACUUAUACUGUUUAUACUUAUACUAACUAACUAUACCGCCUGUAGCUGAAAGGCUGGACAGGCCUCCUGGCACUUGUUUUGUUAUUCGUUUGCCUCGAAUCGUCUCACUGUUUCUUGCCUUGUUGACGCUCGCACCAUUUCUGCUCGGGUUGCAGAGCGCGCGUGCGAAACUCAUCCAGCCUUUCGCGACUUGGUUUUUGGCGUCUUACUGAAGCACAUGUAGCCUACAGAGCUCGACAACAUCCUUGCCCAGCCAUGCCAUGGGGAGAGACGGGACUUUAUGAGAUCUGUGUCAACCCGUCAUUUCUUUCCUCCUACCCAUCUCUCUUUUCUUGACCUCCUGUAUGUUGUUUAUUUUAUGAUGUUAUGAGAUCAAGCUUGGUGCUUUCUGUACUUGGGUCGCCAUGCCUCCAAAAUCCACAAAGUCUACACAGUCACAGCGCGCGCGCGAUGUCAAUCUGAAAGACGCUAUAGAUUCUAUCGAGUCUUCUGGUGCACAAGAUCGACUCAAUGCUUUAGACAACCUCGUCUAUCUCUUCGGCACCCGUGCCAAACUUCAUGAGUCUCAUGAAUUCAAAGACAAGGACUACCACAGAACGUUGGAGGCACUCUUUCGGUGCGCCAUUUCGGAGAAAACCAGUUACUACAAGCCCAAGAAGGGAUCGACAGCUUCUGCCGCGAGAUUAUCCAAGUGUGCCGAAGCCCUCCGAGUUGUGCUUGAGCAUGGAGCAAACAAGCUCAAGCGCAAGACCUUGAUGGCUGUGAUUGACCACAUCACUCAGACUCUGCCGGCCGCCGAAGAUGACUAUGUUCAGCCUCUUCUGUUGGAGUACGUUAAAGCGCUUCUGGCUCUGCUCUCCCACGCCGCUGUUGUAGAAUCCCUGGCAACCCUCGAAGCGGCCAUCUGGCUCGACUGCAUGGACUUCGUCCUUCAGAUCGUUGAUUGGCAUCUGAAAUCGAAUUCUGGAGGCUUAACAUCCUCUCGUGGUUCGCCAGCUCCAGGUACACCCCAGACAUAUUCAGUUCCCGCGUCGACCUUUAGAUCGACCGCAACAUCCUCUUCGCAGCGCGCCAGCCCUGGCAUACACCAGUCUGUCCUCCAUAAUCUACUCGAGUGCAUUCAGCGCCUUGUAUCUGCUUCAAACGCCCCUGUAUUGCGGCGCUCCCAGAAUGUCACGAGCACCGUUUUGCAAUGCAUGCAACCUCGCUCAUUGGGAAUAUCAUCGGUUCUGCAAGUUGGGUUUUCUGUUCUGAAUGGCAUCGUGCAAACCACCCAGACAGAAGACACCAGGUUUACCAACAGACUCGCAAGCGAUAUUCUUCCGUUGAUUCGGCACUCCUGGCAGGCAAAGACGACAUCGCAGGAAAAUGCCCUUCUCAAUGGUAUUCAAGUCGAGGCUCUAAAAUUGCUUUUUAAUUUGCAUCUGAACAUUGAACAUCUUGUCCAGCAGGGUGAGCCUUUGCUAAUCGCGGAGUUGGAAGAACUCUGUGACAUGCUCUGGACCGAGUACUCCCAACGAGAGGGCCGCAAUCAAUUACAACAAGAGGACCUUACUUAUUCGACUGUCCCUCAACAUCCCCAUGCAUUUACCGUCCCCAUCUUUGCUCUACGUCCCCAUAAUGUAGAGGCAGAAAGAAAAUGGGCAGUGGUACAUAUUCUCGCUCUGUUUGAGGCAAUGAUCUGGAAACGAUCACAGUCUCAACAGGAUGCUCCCGAGGAUUCCGAAAAGCAUCCACGGAAAAGACGGAAGAUUGCCGCUGGUUCCAGCAGACUGCGCCAGAAGCUUCAGAUGUCCCAAGACAGUUUUCGGAUAACGGCUUUACAGCUCAUCCCAUUCUUCGUCUCAUAUGUCCAGAUGUCCUCCGACGACGUUGUCGAGACUCUGUCAGAACUCGUGGUCUUCGUUAGCCACAAAAACUCAAGACUUUCUGUCUGGGCUAUGAUUGCCAGUGCUAGUCUUGCCCACACCACUGUCUCUACAAACAGCGCAUUACUUCCCAUCUGGAAGCAGCUUUGGUACAUUGCGGCCCGGAACUUAAGUAUAUCAGCCGAUUCUCGCGCCUCAAGUGUGUUGUUGAACGCUAUCUUGUCACAAGAAAUCCUGUCUUACCAUGAGAUAUCGGACGACAUCAACAACAUGAUUACUGCGGCCGACGUGAGCGGACCCGCCGCCGUGGUGGACUCAUCCAUCAUUCUCAUGACGAAAUUGUUACAGCUCAGGAACUACAGGCUCCCAAGCGCCAGCCAUGCUACCUCCAGUCACGUAGUACGAUGGUUGUUCCUGAGAUGGGAUCCCGCUGAUCCGCUUUUCGUAUCGACCUCCUCGCUGCAUGUAGCCCCACUAGACAUAAUCAAUCUGCUUCGUGCCGCUUACGGACUACCUAAUAUGCUUUUAUCGGGCAAGCCGCAACUUAUCAAAGGCCCCAUUGGUGAGACUUGGAGUAUGCUUCAGGAGCGAAUGGAGAUGUUACGUUAUCUACUUCUUCUCGAAGACGAUGUACCCACCCUGGCAAGGUCGCUAAACGACGCAUCUUUCCAGUCAGUUUCCCAAAAUGCUGAAACUGCUGAUUCACAGGCGGUAAGAAAAUUGGUAGCUGAACUGCUGCAUCCCAAGACCGAGGAACUGCAAGCAUUGUGCCAGAGCUGGACCAAACGUGGAGAAGGCUCAACUCAAAUCACCAUUGACAAAUUCCGAAGCCUUAUCGACUGUCUUGUUGUAACAGCAUUCAAUCUGGUCUACCUCAACGAUUUGAAGUCCAGACAUUCGCAGGAGCUUGAUAUUACGGCGAUACAUUUGCUGAAAGAUGCGGUCAAUGUUGCCUCUGCGACGUCGGAAGGCCAAAAUUUCAUGGAGACUGCCUUGCGGACGGUUCGCCCGUACCUACCUUCUUGCUCAACAGAAGCCCUGGGCAACUUGUAUCAGAAUCAUCCGCAGGUUCUCUUGUUUUUUUCGGAGCUGUCUGGAGAGUUCCGUGACAGACAAUCUCAACUUUCCUUGUCAAUUCGAGACGAUCUGAUGGACCUUGACGAAGAAUUUGGAUCGCAGGAAAGCCACUCAAGCACGAUGCUCAAGACCAACGAUGUUUCACGUCGAGACGCACAAUUGCUCGACUCGGAGGCUUUUUACUGUGAUACAGCGCAGAGACUAAACUUUCUGAGUGUCGUACAUCGAGAUCCUGGGCAGAUCGGCCUGAUUCCACCUCGCUUCCUGGAGGACUUUCUCGCGUUGUCCGAUGAAGAAUUUCUGUCCUGCCGUCUUUUGAAUAAGGAACUGUUUACUGGCGAUUUGAUCAUCAAUCAAGAUGACGCCACCAGGGUCACAGAGCGACACGCGAUAUUGAUCAGUUCAACCAACUACUGCAACUGCGAAGUCGCUUUACAUGCCUGCAUCGAUAUCGUUGAGGGUUUCAUUAACAUCUGGUCAGACGAGAGAAGCGAGCUAUCCCAUGUGGUUUGUGAUCUUUAUGAGCAUUUUAUCGAAAAGGCGCUCCCCAACAAUGUAAUGUCGCCUCGGACCCAGAUAGCCCUUGCUCGGCUCCUGUUUCGCCUCACCGAGAUCAACGAGAAGUUUCCUGAGAGCAUCAAACUACCUACAACCAUCAAAUCGUUGUUCAAUAUGCUUUCGGACGGCAACAUUAUCAUCAAGUUUUUCAUCGGAAAGAACAUGUACCGCGUGUUCUAUCGGUUUGUUUUGAAAACGCACGAUCAGUACUGCGUCGAUGUCGUCGACUGUCUGCCGAUGAACUCUGAAGUACCCGAGGGUAUAUCAAUACGCUUGUACGUUUUGAGCCAGCUUGCCAAGCACUGGGCGACUGUCCUUCGAAGAUGCGUUUAUCACAUAUUCGAGACACCAGGUACACUCCUUGAAGCUACGCGGCAUGCAACAUACUGUCUAAAAACUAUUGCGGCCAGCUUGAAGUUGGAAAAUGCCCAGGAGCUCUUUGACCUCUACGCACCACAACUCUUGUACACUUGGCUUAACUCUGAUACGAUCGAGAACAUUCCAUUCGGGAUUUUCGGCUUUGACACCCUUGACGACCUUUUGAGAAGAGCACAGCCUGAAGCAGCAGCUAUCAUGAUGAUGCGUGGGCAGGAUGCCGACUUUGCGACUUUCGCUGGAAUGCUUGGCCUGAAACCUGCGGAACUCACCAAAAGCUGUUUUUCGAAACUGUUGGCUUAUAGCAUGGCCUACGAUAUUAGCACACCAAAGUCGGAACAGCAGCACGCCAGCGGAGAAAGCCGUAUACGAAAGCUGAUGGGUCGUGAGGAGUUCCUCAAUCAUGUCUAUAUUGAAUUUGCAGAUAUCAUUGGCAUAUUUUUCGGGUUGAUCGACCAGGAAGACCCAGUCGAGAAGUCUUGGGUUAAGGACGAAAACUUCGCCGCAGCAGCUGCGUUGAUGGAUGAAAUCAGAGACCUUGGACACUCCGACGUUGAGUUGUCGGGCAAUCAGCAGCCUUCCUUCCGGGCCAAGUAUUUAACCCGCGAGGUGUCCCUUUUGUGCAGUCGCACAGAAUACGGAAUUAAGGAGGUAUUCACACCACCACUCGUCGUGGCCGUAGCAAGAAGGCUGUUCAACACCAUCCACCCAGCUUUAGGGCCAUUGCAUGCAUGCUCCGUCAUUCGUAAAGUAAGAGUCCUGAUAUGUCUCGCAGGAAGGCAUGCGUACGAGUCUUACACGCUUGAGAUGUUGUUACAUUCGAUUCAACCGUACUUGACUGACCUAGAGUGUGCGGACGAUGCUCUGGGGAUCAGUCAAUACUUAUUGACACGCGGCGCUCCUUGUCUGUCCCGCGCGCCAUCGUUCAUGGCUGGAUAUGCGCUCUCCACACUGGCCUCACUUCGAGUGUUCCUCGAGUCAAGUCAGGCAAGCACCACUCAAGAGAGUCAAUUCAAGGCGACCAUGAGCAAGGCACAGAAAUUUCAUGGUUGGCUCAGUCAGUACCUUGAGAAGUACCAAUCCCCACUACUGCGAAACGAGCAGCAACAGAACUCUUUCAAGUCCAUUGCACAGUCUGCCGCGAGUGUACGAACCUCGGGCAAUGCAGAACGCGGAACACACGAGAGUAAUUUGCUAUUGGAAAUUCUCCGAGAUGAGGAUCGUGACUACCAGCUGUUGAACAAACCUUCACGUCAAGCAGCACUGAGAAUAUUGGCUAAAGAUUUCAGAAUACCUGCCCAUCCCCAUCAGGAUGCUGUCGACUCUGACAAAAAGGCACUGGAGCUAGCAACUGCUGUCUGGAGGACAACGCAUACGCAACCAGAAGGUGAUGAAUACCAGACCUAUCGGACUUGGGCAGGUCGUGUCAUUGGAAGGAGUUUCGCCGCAUCUGGCCGCAUUGACCAGAGUUUACUCCAAGAGUCUAACCUGUCCAAAUACCUGAAACCCUCGCAAAGCACCACAAGCUCAGAACAAGGAUUGAUCUCGUUGCUGGCUUCUUUGACGGCCGGUGUAGACUGCUUCACAGCAGGGCUCGCGGAAUCAGCGCUGCGAGGCAUUAUUUCUGAGGCUGCUUCCCAAGAGGAUAAUAGUCUCCUGGAAGCCUGCCGGAAUGUGCUAUCCGAACAGUUGUUGUUGACCUCCAAUUGGGGUGUAUAUCAGACACCUCCGUCAGACGAGCUACCAGUAGACGCUGUUCCCGAGCCAAUAGCAUUCGCAGCAGAAGCGCUUGAGAACGCAUCGUGGGCACAGCAGCUUGCGAUCCACCUCUCCCAGUCCGUAAAAGGCCAUCUUAUCCUCGCUGCCCUACCUCAGGUCUUGUUCCAUGUUAAAGGCUUUGCUGAAAAUGCGUUCCCUUUCAUUGUUCACCUCGUGCUGCUGUUUGAACGCGACAAGCAACAAUCUGCAAAGAAGAAUAUCUCAACAGCCCUCAAGUCAUGGCUCAAGGCAUCCGCUCCAGAUGUCAAAGAUCGGCUCGGACUUCUUAUCAAUGCAAUUCUCUACCUCAAGGCUCAGAAACUGCCUGGAGAACAUUCCAUCGCUGAUCGGUCUCAGUGGCUCGACAUCGAUCUAUCCAUGGCUGCUUCCGCUGCUACUCGAUGCGGCAUGCACAAAACAGCGUUGCUUUUGAUUGAGUCAUGUACGGCUGAACGAUCGCGUGGGUCUCGUCGCUCUUCUGCUAUUCAUUUUCAGGAAUCCACGGAUAUGCUUUUGGAGAUAUUUGAGAACAUUGAUGAUCCGGACGCUUACUACGGCCUACAAGACAGCGCAAGCCUCGGUAGUAUAUUGGCGAGACUCGAGUACGAAAAGAACGGCGCGAAAAGUCUCGCCUUUCGAGGUGCCCAGUUCGAUAGCCAUCUACGAACACGAGAUCCAGCGAUAAGAAAAGACGAGAACCACCUUGUCGGGACACUCAGCACCUUGGGACUAUCGGGUCUAUCGCACUCGCUUCUUCAGGCUCAACAAAACCAUGACGGUACCAUUGCGGCUGUCGAGGCAACAUUCACAAAUGCCAGAAGGUUGGAAAUUUGGGAUUUGCCCGUGCCAGCCUCGACGGGAAGCCCCUCGGUCGCUUUGUACAAAGCUUACCAAGGCUGUAACCAGUCCACCACCACGGCGGGGUUCCAGAAGGCAAUCCAUGCAGGUUUCAAUCAAGUCAUGCAGAAUAUCAUCCAACACGACACCAGCACGGCUGACGUAAGGCGUAAUCUUGGUGCACUAGCCGCCCUGACCGAGCUUGACGAUGCGCUCGCCGUGGAAACUUCUGCAGAGCUCAACCAAGUUUUGGAGACAUUCGCCCAACGGUCGCAGUGGUUGAAAUGUGGAAGCUACUCCGAUGUCAGCCAUGUACUAUCCACUCGAGGCACAAGUAUCGGCGUGCUUGGGAAAAGCCUUCAAUCAAUCCCAAAGAGUAACCUUACUCUACGUGACACACGAUUAGGGGAAGCGCGAUCUUUACUGCUGUCCUCGGAUAUUUACAGGUUUCAUCGGGCACAUCAGGAGUCUCUGAACAUCGCCACCUCCUUGAAUGACUCCAUUGACCAGAAUCUGGAGUUAGGACUGACCAUUGAUGCAGCGGCAAAAAUGGAAGUCGCCCAUGCUUUAUGGGACCAUGGAGAAAUGAUACCCUCGAUUCGGAUGCUCCAGAGCGUCGAUAAAGAGUCCGACUUGAAAAAGCAAAGUGUUGAAGUCAGGCGAAGCGACCUGCUUGCUGAAAUUGGCCACCGAGUAUCGGUUGCGCGGCUCGAGAAGCCUGACAGCAUCCAACGGAAUUACUUACAGCCCGCCCUCAAGGAGCUCAAGGGCAAGACAGAUGGCCAAGAAGCUGGUAAAGUUUAUCAUCAAUUCGCCAUGUUCUGUGAUGAACAACUCCAAAACCCGGAUGGUUUGGAGGAUCUCAAUCGCCUUCAACAUCUGAAGCAAGGGAAGAACGACGAAGUAUUACAGCUACAACAGCUUGUGAGAAGCGCCAAGGACUCUCAAACCAAGGGCCGAUACCAGAACCAUCUGUCCAAGGCUAAACAAUGGCUCGAUCUUGAUGAUCAGGAGCUCCGUCGCGUCGAGCAGAGUCGUGGCGAGUUUGUCCGACUUAGCCUGGAAAACUAUCUUUUGUCCCUCACCGCCUCUGACGAACACAACAACGACGCAUUGCGAUUCACUGCGCUUUGGCUCGAGCGCUCGGAUGAAGAUUUUACCAGUGAGACUGUGAAGAAGUACAUCGACAAAGUUCCAACCCGCAAGUUUGCGUCACUGAUGAAUCAACUUACGUCGAGACUUGUUGACCGCUCGCAACUAUUCCAGAAGCUCCUUUUUGAUCUCGUAUAUCGUAUCUGUCUUGAACAUCCUUACCACGGUAUGUACCAAGUGUGGUCGGGUACGAAGUCAAGGACGAACAGCAAAGAUGAGGUUGCUGUCCUCCGUCAAAAGGCUACGGAAAAGGUCGCCAAGAAACUUGCCCAAAACGAGGCUGUCGUCACUAUAUGGCGAUCAAUCGACAAGACGAACAAAGCAUAUCAUGGACUCGCCAUUGAUCGAAACGAUGCACGCUACAAGGCAGGACAGAAAAUUCCCAUCAAGGAUUGUCCAGCCGGAGCAUCGUUAGUCGCAGCACUUGCACAGUACCGAAUUCCCCCACCCACCCUUCAGGUCGAGCUGUCACCUGACCGAGACUAUUCUCGAGUCCCGCACGUCAUGAAAGUCGACUCUUCAAUGUCUAUAGCGUCUGGCGUCAGCGCCCCGAAGAUCAUCACCCUUGUGGGCAGUGAUGGCAAGCGGUAUAGACAAUUAGUCAAGGGUGGCAGUGACGACCUACGUCAAGAUGCUAUCAUGGAGCAGGUUUUUGCAGCUGCCUCGUCAGUUUUGAAGCUCCAUCGAUCGACACAGCAGCGAAAUCUAGGAAUCCGAACUUACAAGGUGCUUCCUUUGACAGCUUCAUCUGGACUAAUUGAGUUCGUCCCCAACACGAUUCCAUUGCAUGAAUAUCUGAUGCCUGCGCAUGAGCGCUUUCAUCCAAAAGACCUCAAGGGCUCAAGUUGUCGUAAGGAGAUUUCUCAAGUCCAGAGCAAGUCCAUCGAGACGCGGCUGGCCACCUACAAGAGGGUGACGGAAAAGUUCCAGCCUGUCAUGCGAUACUUCUUCAUGGAGUAUUUCGUAGACCCGGACGAAUGGUAUGCCAAACGAACCAAUUAUACCCGUACCACAGCUGCGAUCUCGAUUCUAGGCCAUGUUCUCGGUCUUGGCGAUCGGCACGGCCACAAUAUUCUUCUGGACUCGGCCACAGGUGAGGUCGUUCACAUCGAUCUUGGCGUGGCCUUUGAGAUGGGUCGUGUACUGCCCGUCCCUGAACUUGUUCCAUUCCGCCUGACCCGAGAUAUCGUGGACGGCAUGGGCGUCACGAAGACCGAAGGUGUCUUCCGCCGCUGCUGCGAGUUCACCCUGGAUGCACUGCGUGAGGAGACAUACUCUAUUAUGACUAUUCUGGACGUAUUGCGAUACGAUCCUCUAUACUCGUGGUCCAUCAGCCCUGUGCGAAUGGCUAAGCUACAAGAUACCAGACGCGACGAAGAUGCUGGAGAUGACGCCACAGCCGAGAGCGUGAUCGACUUGAAGAAGAAGGGUCCUGGCGGCCUGGUCAAUGAGCCAAGCGAGGCAGACAGAGCUCUUGAGGUGGUGAGAAAGAAGUUAAGCAAGACGUUAAGUGUCACGGCGACUGUCAAUGAUCUUAUCAAUCAGGCAGUGGAUGAGAGGAAUCUGGCCGUGCUUUACUCUGGUUGGGCUGCGUAUGCGUAGGUACAGGGAGUCGCGCGAGUAUAUACUAUACUUAUCAAAAUUCUGGCCUGCAGGUGGAAGAGGUGGAUUGAAGAGUACAAUACCGAGAGCUCUUCGCUCAUACAGCUCCAUACACAUAAUAGAGAUCAUAUAG
Messenger RNA from Truncatella angustata, 9384 nucleotides. RefSeq lists its product as uncharacterized. Gene Ontology annotation, molecular function: protein binding; protein serine/threonine kinase activity. The coding region runs from base 429 to 9251 and encodes 2940 amino acids. Lineage: Eukaryota; Fungi; Ascomycota; Sordariomycetes; Amphisphaeriales; Sporocadaceae. Gene Ontology annotation, biological process: DNA repair. The transcript is spliced from 7 exons. The record is from RefSeq and is a predicted model, not a curated record.